AUGGCUGAAGUCGCAUUCGCAAAAAUGUUCCUCACCUCGCUGGACUCCCGUCCCAUCAAGCUCUCCCCAGACCACAUCGAGGAUCCCAAAACAUUCCCUCCUCGCCCACCUUACAUCCUCCCCCGCAUGCCAACCCCCAUGUCCAAACCAUCAUCCCGCCUCCCCCCCGGCUCAGAGCGCAGCAUCGACAUCACCCUCAAAUCCCUCCGCAACCCUCCCCUCGACAUAACCCUCCCCGCCACCCCCCUAAGCACCUCAAUCCUCGACGUCAAAGCCGCCGUUAAUGCUCAGACACGCAUCCCUGUCGAAAAGAUGAAGUUGUUGCUCAACAAGCGGCCCGUCGCGGACACAAAGGUGCUCAAGGAGCUGCUCGCCAAGGAGAGCGAUAGGACGAUUGACUUUUCCGUCAUGGUCAUUGGCGGCGCCGCGGCGAUUCCGCCUGCGGAGGAGAAAGCCGCUGGGGAGGCUAUGGAGACGACGGAGGAGCCAGUUGCGACGGCUCAGGCUGACGCGGCUGCUGUUGAGGCUGAGCUUGAGUCUGAUGCCUUUUGGGCGGAUCUCAGCGGCUUCCUGCAGCAGAGGCUCAAGGCUCAGGAUAAGGCUGAGGAGCUGUCCAGCUUAUUCCGGUCUAGUUGGCAGGCAAGCAGGUCAAAUUCGUGA
Trichoderma breve is the source of this 660-nucleotide messenger RNA. RefSeq names its product get5 carboxyl domain-containing protein. Gene Ontology annotation, molecular function: protein binding. Gene Ontology annotation, biological process: post-translational protein targeting to endoplasmic reticulum membrane. NCBI's taxonomy places the organism in Eukaryota, Fungi, Ascomycota, Sordariomycetes, Hypocreales, Hypocreaceae. The transcript has 2 exons. The record is from RefSeq and is a predicted model, not a curated record. Bases 1 to 660 code for a protein of 219 amino acids.